Molecule: messenger RNA, 882 nt
Organism: Cutaneotrichosporon cavernicola
Lineage: Eukaryota; Fungi; Basidiomycota; Tremellomycetes; Trichosporonales; Trichosporonaceae
Exons: 1
Coding region: 1-882 (293 amino acids)
Source: RefSeq, a predicted model, not a curated record
AUGUCACUCAACCACAGCGCUUACCCUCAUCUUCUCGACGCAAUAUUCGCGGCCUCAGACCAUCGCGCAUUACUUGCACUGCGAUCUGCAUCCCGCGUCUUCCGCGACCGGGCCGACAGCAUCCUCUUCAAGCACGUCAGCGUCCACGUCGCUGACGACACGGUCUACCUCCGCGUCCCUUCUGGAUCAUUCUCUGCCCCGACUCUCAUCAACCUUCCCUCCCUCCCCUUUCCUGCCCUAGCUUCCAAGAGGGCUCAAUCAUCUCUAGCCGCCCAGUUGACGCACACUCGUACGCUGGACCUCCACGCCCCAUUGCCCGUCGAAUACUGCGCUUGGAUCCGUCAGUACCAGACAGUGCGACGCUCCCAACUCUCCGAUGGAACGGUCCUCCCAUCUCACACCUACGUCGAGUACCUUGACCUCUCCUCCGCUCCUCGUGGUUUAGCAGGCGAGUGGAUGCUGGACAUUCCAGCUGGGUUGCGCCGAAGCGUCAUCCACCUCUCGUGGCAACGCAGCUCCUGCUCGGCAGUGCGCAGGAUGGUCCAGAUGCAGCCUUGCAUCCCGCGCCAUGUUGACGUUGUGAUCCUCCUUGAGCCAUACGGUGAGGUUGGUGACAAGGCCCUCAACGUCCUCAAGGAAGCGAUGCGAGUCGCUCGUCGUGUCGCCUCCAAGUGUGUCGCAUCCAAGUGUGUCGUGUCGAUUGUGGGACUUGAACGUCUCUCGCCCACUGAGCUCGGCCUGUCUGAAGGGCAGGAUGUGAGUUUGAGCGAGAUAUGUACCGAGGCAGGCCGCGAACUUCUCAAGCGAGGGGCGCGACUCGAGGGGGUCAAGUUGCUGAGCUGGGAGGAGUGGAGGGCAACGGAGGAGACCGUCCUACACUGA